UUGGACGGUGCGGUACCCAGCGAGCUGUCCGGUCUGACAGAACUGAAAGAGCUGUACCUCCAGGACAAUGAUCUGUCCGGACCGGUCCCGGUCGAGCUGGGCGACCUGUCGAGCCUCACCCACCUGCACCUGCAGAACAACGAUCUGACCGGCGGGAUACCGGCGGAGCUGGGAGACCUCGCUGUACUGAGAGAGCUGCGGCUCGACAGCAACGACCUCACUGGACAGCUUGCCCCGGAGCUGGGCAAACUGACCAGGGCCACUCGCCUCUGGGUGGCCGACAACGACCUGUCAGGCCCCAUACCGGCUGAGCUCGGCGAUAUGGCGAACCUCGACUGGCUGAACCUGGGACGGAACAACUUCAGCGGCCAGAUUCCCGCCGAGCUGGGCAACCUGUCGCGGAUGCGACGGCUCUACAUCUACGAGAACGACCUGUCUGGGCCCAUACCCGGAGCUCUGGGCAGCCUGUCGCGGCUCACACACAUAGUGGCCCAGGCGAACGACCUGAGCGGCGAGAUACCUGAAGAGCUGGGGAGCCUGGCGAACCUGGUGUGGAUGGGUCUCCAUGACAACGACCUGACAGGCGAGAUACCUGCGGAGCUGGGCGGUCUUGCCAAGCUGCAGCGUCUAUACCUGACCAACAACGAGCUGUACGGGGAGGUACCGGAGGAGCUUGGGGACCUGUCGGCGCUGACCAACCUUUUGGCUGAACCACAACUACCUCUGGGUCUGGAGACCUGUGCAGACCCCGCCGUCGGAACCGAGUACGGAGUACAGGAGAAGACGGCCUCCGGAGCCGUUGCACCUAAGCAGGCAGCGACGGGCGACUGUGCAACUGGAGGCGCGGUGCCCGACGCGGCCAACAACCCCGGCCUGGUGUCCGACUGCGAGGCGCUGCUUGCGGCGCGGGAGGCCUUGGUUGGCAAUACUGGCAACGCUGAACUGAACUGGUCGGCGGAUACCCCGAUUAGAGAGUGGGACGGGAUUGAAGAGGAUUCGCUGGAGGGGGCGCCGCCGCAGGUUGUCAGGCUCUAUCUCAACGGGCUAGGACUGGGUGGUGCUAUACCCAGUGGACUGUCAGGAUUGACGGCCCUGAAGGAGUUGUACCUCCACGAUAACGAUCUCGCUGGACCGAUCCCACCCGACUUGGGCAACCUGUCGAGCCUCACCCACCUGCACCUGCAGAACAACGAUCUGACCGGCGGGAUACCGGCGGAGCUGGGAGACCUCGCUGUACUGAGAGAGCUGCGGCUCGACAGCAACGACCUCACCGGACAGCUUCCCCGGAGCUGGGCAAGCUGA
Geodia barretti is the source of this 1302-nucleotide messenger RNA. The record is from the annotation of a GenBank genome assembly. Lineage: Eukaryota; Metazoa; Porifera; Demospongiae; Tetractinellida; Geodiidae.